AUGUCGGCGGCGGCCGCGGCCCGGGCCGGGCUCGGGCUCGGGGAGGGCGCGGGGGGACCCUCAGGGGGCCCCUCGGGCGGCGGCGAUGGCGCCGGCGGGACCCUCAAUCGCUUCGUGCAGCUGCCGGCCAGGCCGCGGGCAGCGGUGCAGUGUUUGAGCACUCCCUGCUCUCCAGCCCUUGGGAUCAUGGAAUGCUUGGCCAGGCACCAAUGGCAGGGACACCUUCCCCCUCCAUCAUCCCAGAACCGGCUGUUUUUCCCAGUUCAUCCCAAGAAAUGUCCCUCUCUCCCAGUUGUCCUGCACGGGAACAACCUGCUGGUGUUCGGGGGCACCGGGAUCCCCUUCGGGGAGAGCAACGGCAACGACGUCCACGUCUGCAACGUCAAGUACAAGAGGUGGGCCCUGCUCAGCUGCAGGGGCAAGAAACCCAACAGGAUCUAUGGACAGGCCAUGGCCAUCAUCAACGGCUGCCUCUACGUCUUCGGGGGCACCACCGGCUACAUCUACAGCACCGACCUGCACCGCCUCGACCUCAGCACCCGAGAGUGGGUCCAGCUGAAACCCAACAACAUGUCCUGCGACAUGCCCGAGGAGAGGUGGGCACGGGAGGGAUUUUGGGAUUGUUGGCAGGCCAGGAGGGAGGAGCUGGCGAGGAUUUGGGAGUGUGGGAAGGGCUUUGCCGGGACACUGAGCCCGAGUCCAGGGGAACUGGGAGGGAUCCACGCCUACAACCUGGAAACCAACACCUGGGAGGAGAUUCCCACCAAACCCCACGAGAAAGUCGGUGAGUCUGGGAAUUUCCCGGGAAAAACGGGAGCUGGGGAGUCCUGGAGGAGCUGGAAUGUUGGGGUGGGAGCGCUCCCGUUUUUCCCGGGCCGUAAUUCCGUGUCCGUGUUCCCGCAGGCCGGCUGCAUGUACGUGCACGGAGGGGUGGUGAACAUCCACGAGAACAAACGGACUGGCUCCCUCUUCAAGCUGUGGCUGGUGGUUCCCAGCCUGCUGGAACUGUGCUGGGAAAAGCUCCUGGAAUAUUUCCCCCACUUGGCCACCCUGUCCCGGCCUCAGCUCCUGCACCUCGGACUCACCCAGGGACUGGUGGAGCGGCUAAAAUGAGGGAUCUGCUCCUCCCUCACCCCCCCCCGCGAGAUUCCCUGUGCCGCAGAACCCCCUUCCCAGCCUUAUUUAUGGACACCCUGGAUCGGUGGGAACGCCGGGAGCGCCCGCCCGGAGCCUCAUCCCGCAGAUCCGGCGCCGCCUUCCGGGACCUUCGGAGCCGUUGGGAAAACAAACAGACAGAGAGACAAACAGAAAUCCCCUUUUUAUUUAUGGAGCUCCCAGAUCCCAAAACCUUCCCUGGGACUCAUCCAACCAUCCCGCUGCUGGGAUUAAUUAGGGAGCUAAUUAAGGAAUGUCCGCCCGCACUGACUGACGAGGAACAGUCGCCGCACAACCACCCCCAGCUGCUCUUUUCCCGGGAUAACUCAUCCCUCCUUCCCAACUGAGCUCCCCCUCCCCCAUCCCAACAGUCCCUCCUGAGCUCCCCCUCUCCCAUCCCAACAAUUCCCAACAGUCCCUCCUGCUUUUUGCACGUCUUUCCCGGGCCGUAUUCCCGCAGCUUUCCCCAGAGCAGCGCUUGGAAACAACCCCCCUGCCCCUCCUUGAGAGGUUUCCUUGGAAAACCAGAGGGAAAAGCUGCCGCUCCAGGGCAGCUGAACAGGGAGGGGGGAGGGAGAAGCUUUGCCUGAGGCUGUUUUAACCUUUCCUGCUCAUGGAAUGAGCCCCAGGAAAACUCACCCCGUGGAUUUCGGGCUCCAACCCCCCCCCCGGCUCUCGGCCUCUCCCGACUUUUCCGCUUUCCCUUCUUCCCACACAUCAUUCCCGGCCCUUUUCCUCCUGUCACCGCCGUCCCUGCUCCCUUUAAAACCAGUUUUAAGCGUGGAAAGGCCCAGGAAAUGCCGGGGGAAAAGGGCAGGGAGAGGGAUCCAAGGGAGCAGGGAAGGAGGGGCUCCGUGCUCUGUCCCUUCAGUUCGGCUCCGGAGCCCUUCCAGCGGCCACUGGAAUUCCUGCUGAAUCCUUCCUUUUCCGUCUCAGCCCAUUUUUUUAAGUGCCUUUUCUUUUAAACAUCAGCUUUUCCCGCUCACCCAGGGCCGGGCUUCCAGCUCCAAACUGGGCUUUUAGUUCCCUUUCCAGAGGCUGCAUUCCCAUCCCAAUAAACCGGAGCGGCGUCUCCGCGGCGUCGAUCCCGAGGCCCUGCCUGCUGCCGUCGCUGCCAUCCCGAAAAACUCACCAUCCCACAAAACUCACCAUCCCAAAAAACUCACCUUCCCCUGGGCCUGGGCGAGGGUUUUCCUCCUUCUCCACCUUCACUUCCUGUUUUUUUUUCCCCUCCAAGGCUCAGGGAAAUCGAAGCUGAGGCUUCCCGGGGUGCUUUGGAGCAACAGAGUCCUUGGCUCUGUCCCUUGGAAUUGGGAGAUUUUGGACCUUGGAGGUCUUUCCCAACCUUCAUGGUGUUGUUCCAACCCCUUUCCCAGCCUCCCUGGCUGCAGAUCCCGCUGCUCCUGGCUCUGGAGCUGGAUCCAGCCCCUCCUGGCAGCUCUGGGAAGGGUUCCUGCUUUGGGAUCCUUCCAUCCUGAACAUCCACCUUUGCCUUCCCGGUCCUGCCAGGACCUUUUUCCUGGAGCAUCCCACUCAUCCCUGUGCUGGUUCUCCCCUUCCAGGAGCAUCUCCCACCGUUCCCAGGACCAUCCAAGCCUGGAUAUCUGUGAGCCAGCAGCUUCCUGAGGCUCCUUCCUUGCUCCGGAAAACUCCGGAGCUUUUCCUCUGAGGGAGGAAAGCAAAGCCCCUCUCUCCGUGAUUUUUGGGAAUCUGGAGAGGUCCCAGCUGGCUGGAAGGUGGGGAAUUUCAGGAAGGGCAAGGAGGAGGAGCCUGGAAAAUCCAGGCCUGGUAAAAUCAUGGAAAAGAUUAUUCCAGGAAGUAUUGGAAAGCCCCUGGAGGGACAACAGCCAGCACAGGGUGGGGAGGGGAAAUUCCUGCUUAUCCCACUGAUUUCCUUCUGGGACAGGGAAACCCCCCUGGCUGGUCCAGGAAAGCCAGCAGGUGCAGUCUGUGGUACUGCCUCUCCCAGGAUUCUCCUGGAAAAGCUGUCCAGGAUACAGCUGGAUAAACACACCCUGGGGGGUGGGAGCAACAGGCUCAGGGGCUGGGAACAGAGAAUUCCCGGGAAUGGGGGGACACCAGGUUGGCACCGGGCACUGAGGGGGUUCCACGGGGCUCCAUCGUCAUCCCAGGGCUCUCCAGCAUCUUCCUGGGACACGGGGCUCCAAGGAAUGCCAAGUUUUCCAACUUGGGAAGGAGCUGUCGGCUCCCUGAGGGCAGGGAAGGGUCUGGAAGGGCCAUCCAAGGAAUGUCUGAGGGCACUGGGAUUGUCCAGCCUGGAGAAGGGGAGACUCACCGGGGUGUCCAGCAUCCUUGGGGGACCCUCCACCCACAGCCUGGAGCUGCUCCCACCGGGAAAACCACGGAAUAAACACCCAGGGAUCCGAUAAAUUGGGUAAAGGCCUCACCCACUGCUGGAUUUCCAGGGAUUUCUCCCAUUCCAGCACCCAGGGGUGGCUGGAGCACGAGGGGAUCUCAGAGGCUGCUCUUCCUGAAAAAGGGGACUUGUUUUAAGCUCCCAGUGGAGGGUUUGCUGGGAUUCCUGCUGGGAUUCUGCAGGGGGGCCUUGGGGAAGGAGAAAAGCUUGGAUUACAAUUCCCUAAGGGAAAGGAUCCAGCAGCAAUGGAGAGGAGAUGGGAGCAGCCACUGCGGGGCCUGGGAUGGGGACAGGACACAGGGAAAGCCCAGGAAUUCCCUGUUUCCCUCAAUCCCACGGCACUGAGCAGGUUCUCCCACAUCCCACCCUUUCCCAUCCCUCCCCAGGAAUCCUCCCAGACCAUCCAUGCCGGUGCCAGGAUUGUCCAAGCUGGGAAAACAAAGCAGUUUCAUUAAUCCCUAAGGAGCUGCUGCUCCCGGGAAUCCCGGGGGGAUCCCAGGACAUUCCAGAGCCCAACAUUCCCAUGAGCAGCGCUGUCAUUCCCGGUUUGGAUCCCCAUGGAGCUGGAGAGGGAGGGGCACAGGAGCCUCCUUACCUGUGUCCUGGGAUCUGCCAGGGCUUGGGAUCGGGUUUAAAGCUCUGGUAAUGAACCAGCCCAAGGCCCGGCUUUGUCCCGUCCCCUCAUCCCACCACUUCCCGCUCCCGGAGGGAAACAUUCCCAGCCUGGGAACACCACCUGGAGCAUCCCCCCGGACCCUGCUCGGCAGCCUCCCAAAGGCCUUGGGAAAAGCCGGGAGUGAGGUGGGAUCAGGAGCCAGGAGAGGGGCUGGGGCUGCUCCCUGGGGGUUUGAAAUCCAGGCU
Molecule: messenger RNA, 4393 nt
Organism: Lepidothrix coronata (blue-crowned manakin)
Lineage: Eukaryota; Metazoa; Chordata; Aves; Passeriformes; Pipridae
Gene: KLHDC10
Product: kelch domain containing 10
Exons: 5
Coding region: 1-1113 (370 amino acids)
Biological process (GO): positive regulation of stress-activated MAPK cascade
Molecular function (GO): protein binding
Source: RefSeq, a predicted model, not a curated record